Porites evermanni is the source of this 520-nucleotide messenger RNA. NCBI's taxonomy places the organism in Eukaryota, Metazoa, Cnidaria, Anthozoa, Scleractinia, Poritidae. The record is from the annotation of a GenBank genome assembly.
UUGAACAGAAAACGGUGCACAUUGCUGUUAGCCUGCGAGCAAGCUCUCCUAUUUGGACGUGCCUAUCGCAAUCUCAGCUGUGCUUACCAAUCCCUCGGUGACUCCCAACGAGCAAUAGAGUACCACAACCAGCACAUCAGCAUUGCCAAGGAAAUUGGUGACAGGGCAGCAGAACGAUGUGGCUAUGGCAAUCUCGGCGAUGCUUAUGAAUCCCUCAGCGAAUUCCAACGAGCAAUAGAGUACCACAAUCAACACCUCAGCAUUGCCAAGGAAGUUGGUAACAGGGCAUGUCAAGGCAAAGCCCUUGCCAAGCUCGGCUUUGCUUAUCGCAGCCUUAAUGAAUUCCAAAGAGCAAUAGAGUACAACAAUAAAUACGUCAUCAUUGCCAAGGAAGUUGGUGACAGGGCAGGGCAAGGGCAAAGCCCUUGCCAAGCUCGGCUUUGCUUAUCGCAGCCUUAAUGAAUUCCAAAGAGCAGUCACCAACUUCCUGCAACCUUUCCCGUCUGAAGCCAUCGACUGA